AUGUACGACUACAUUACGAUAUCCAUAGCCUGCAAUAAUGCCGCUCAGGCUGGUCCACACGUCACAUCGAAUGCCCAAGACACACUACAGCAGUUUUGUCGUUGGCAGCAGCUGUACAACGACCGCGACGACGACAGCCCAAACCAUCACGACGUAGCCAUUCUACUGACCCGAGGCGACAUUUGC
This is a messenger RNA of Ostertagia ostertagi, 186 nucleotides long. NCBI's taxonomy places the organism in Eukaryota, Metazoa, Nematoda, Chromadorea, Rhabditida, Trichostrongylidae. The record is from the annotation of a GenBank genome assembly.